GAUUUGCCUACGCGUGAGUCUGAAUGGUUGCACCGUAACGACCCCGUCUGGGAGUACGGGUUCUAUGAACCAGAAGAAAAGAGAAUACCAAAAAAUAAGUUGAUGUUUCGGGAGGCACUUGAGGUUUUGCGAGCACGACAGGAAAUUGAAGAUGACAGCGACGGUCCAAAUGCUGCGAAAAUGAGAGAAGAAGCUCGUAAAGUUUAUGAAGAACACAAAGCUGUGGCCAGAGUUGAUCCAGAGAAACUGGACGAAAUGUGGGAGUACUUCCGACCAUUUGUGAGAAAAGAUACUCAGAAGGUAAGAUCUGAAAUCAACUGCCGUGUUUUGCCUCUCCUAAUAUUAGGUUAUGAGGACUUCAGCUACAUUUUAUCGCGGAUUUGUUAA
Messenger RNA from Haemonchus placei, 387 nucleotides. The record is from the annotation of a GenBank genome assembly. Lineage: Eukaryota; Metazoa; Nematoda; Chromadorea; Rhabditida; Trichostrongylidae.